UGUUCUUAUAGCUGCACAUGUUCACAGAAACAACGUUUCUAUUAUGUAGGACUGGAAACUCUUUAGUUCUUUGCAAUUGUUGUGAUGAUAGAUGUAAAGUCUGCCUUUAUUUUUUGCCUUACCUCCAGGACAAAACUCAGACUUUUUAAAGGUUGUUAAAACAAUGGAAGAUUACAAGCAAAAAAAAUCAUCACUGAAACAUGAGGUUUCAGCAGCUUUUUGCAAUAAAAACCCUAUUAAGGAAGAAAGUGUUACUGGGGCUGCACGAGGAUGCAGUAGUGAUGUUUCACAACAAAACAAAGCCCCUUACAGCACAGCAGUCCCAGAAGCUACACUAACCACAAAGCAACUGUUGCAGUAUUGGAACAAUAUGAAUAAGAAGGUGAAGCCAAUUCGACUGCUUUUUGAAAUACCAGAAACUAGAACUGUAGAAGAACAGGGCUCGAAAUAUGUGAUGUACAAAGUGGUGGUAAUAAAAUCCGGCACCUACGAUGGUAGCCAAGCUUAUGUUGAACGGCGAUACUCAGACUUUGAGAAGCUCCAUAAAAGUAUCUUGAGAAAUUUUAAAGAAGAGAUAGAAGGAAUUAUAUUCCCAAAGAAAAUUGUGGCUGGGAACUUCAUGCAAGAAAAAAUCAUUGAACGCAAAUUGGCACUCAUGGACUACUUAGGGCAGUUGUAUGCAAUCAAAGACAUCCGUGAAUCAGAUGAAUUUAUUGAAUUCUUUUUCCUACCAGAGGUGCAAGAAGGAUACAACUGUCUCAGAAGUGGACAGUACACCAGAGCUUUGAACUGCCUUCUGAAUGUUCUUAGCUUGCAGGAAAAACUGUAUAUGCGUUACUAUGAUCGGCUUGUUCUUACACUCAGUGCUAUCAGUGUGUGCUGCAGAGAUCUGGGUAAUAUAGAAGAUGCCUACCAAUUCUGUGAGAAAGGUGGACUUAUUUUGCCUAAUCACAGUCGCCACAGGUACCUUAUCCCUUUGCUGAAGGUUCAGCUAACUCUAGGUAAUGAGCUAGGUAAGGACAUGAGGCACCUCCAAAAAAAGCUGACAGAAUUAGAGGAACAACGCGGCUGUCAAAGCAACCUGCCUUCACUGAAAGAGCUUGUGGUGCAGGAAUACAUUCAAUAAGGCUUAUGUCCCCUGUUUCAGUAAGUCUCCUCCCAAACAGUCAACUAAACUGCCAAAUUGGUUAUUGCCACACUUUUCGUAAAAUAUUUUCCGUGCAUUUUAAAAAACACAUUGCACUUUAAUUUUAUCAAAAAGGAGUGAUUUUUCCAAUAAAAUUCCUGUUUUUUUAUUUGUCUCUCACCAAAGGGAGAGGGAGAGAGAGAAAACAAAAGGGUAAAAAAUUCAGUGAAAUCUGCAGAGCGCAAUAACCAUAAAAUCUGCAGGUUCCCCAUACAUGGCCUGACUUUUCAAUGUCACAAGUCACAAGGCACCAGGUUAUAGUCCACCAGGUUUAUUUGAAAUCACAAGGUUUCGAAGUGUUGCCCCUUUGUCAGGUGAAGUGAAGAAAAGCAUACAGGCACAGAAUUUAUAGGCAGAGGGAUCAAGGGCAGAGAGAUUAAAAGAUCAAACAAGUGGUAUGAGUGGAGUGUUGAUAGGCUGAAUAAUUAGUCUCUGUAGAUGAGCAAAAGUGCCAGAUGGACUACACCAUAUUCUUUGCAUUGACGAUAAACAUUUCACCCAGAUCAUCCCUAUGCCCCCACUUCUCACCUUCAAUCAACCGUCAAACUUUAAACGGACCACCGUUCGCAGCAAACUACCCAGCCUUCGGGACAAUGUUGACCAUAACACCACACAACCCCGCCACGGCAACCUCUGCAAGACAUGUCAGAUCAUCACACGUGGAAACACCACCCACCAUGUAUGUGACAGAUACUCCUGUGACUUGGCCAACGUUGUCUAUCUCAUACGUUGCAGGCAAGGAUGCCCAAAGGCAUAUAUUGACAAGACCAUGCAGACGCUAUGAGAACGGAUGAAUGGACACUGCGCAACAAUCGCCAGACAGGAAUGUUCCCUCCCAGUGGGAGACCACUUCAGUGGUCAAAGACAUUCAGCUUCCUGUCUUCGGGCAAGCACCCUCCAGGGUGCCCUUUGAGAUACACAACAAUGCAGAAGCUAAGUUCCGUACCCAUGAAGAUGGCCUCGACUGUGAUCGAGUUCGUGUUGUGCUAUAUGUAACCCCACUACACUGUUCUGUAUCUGUAAAAUCUUCUUUACUAAGCUGUUUUAACACCAUUACCUUGAUAACUUGUUAUGAUCUCUCUACCUUAAUUAGUUUCUACAGUUUGGAUUAUUUGUUACUUUGGUUAGACCCUCGGCAUAUGUUAUUCCAGCUGUUUGGUUUGUCUCCAGCACCACCUUAUUUUUAAACUUUUUGUAAUUAUCUCUUUGCCUCAAUUAAUGGGCCAUCCCCUUCACUUACUAUCCAGCCGGUGACACUUCAAUCACACCGUCUGACACUUUUGAUCACCUGCAGUGACUUAUUAUUCAGCCUAUCAACAUUCCACUCAUAUCAUUUGUAUGAUAUUUUGAUCUCUCUGCCUAUAAAUUCUGUGCCUGUAUACUUUUCUUCACUUCACCUGACAAAGGAGCAGUCUGAAAGCUUGUUACUUCAAAUAAACCUGUUGGACUAUAACUUCGUGUUACAUGACGACUGACCUUGUCCACCACAGUUCAACACUGGCACUUCCACAUCAUGACUUUUGAAUGAUCUAUAUUCCAGUUUCUGGUCUUCAUAAUUUAACAGAAGCAUAAAACUGAGCAGUGGACAAAUAGAUAUUACUGAUCCAUCUUUGGAUAUGUAAAUGAAGAAUGUUUGAUUUGUAUUGUUCGGUCUCCAAACUCCAAAGCCUCGCUUGCUCUCUAUCCUGUCAGAUUGAUCAGCACCUGUCUGAGGUGAGACUUCCAUCUGAAUGAGAGGUAAUAGAUACAUCUCGAGCCAAUUAAUAAUUUUAAAUUGCUUUUAGUGCUACUGUGGUUGGUGGGGAUGCAUUCCAUUGUAACUUUAGGUGGUGGGACAGGAAUCUCCUCCAUCCAGAAACUCCUGCCCAUGGCUACACAAUGAAUAAUGUUGGGAAAUGAACAUUUCAGGGUUCACAAUAUUUGAAAAGACAAGCAGAAUUGAAAGGGAGGAGGCUUAACCCUGAUAAUAAAGGAAGACCUAAGGACAUUCAUGGGAACAGAUCCUGGAUUAGGAAAUCAGUGCGGGUGUAGAUUAGGAAUUGUAAGCAUCAGGAAACGCUGGUGGGAGUAAUUUACUUGCCUGUUAAUAGUGGUUAUAUUAUUGAACAAAGCAUUGAACAAGAAACUAUUGGAGAUUACCACAGGUAAUGCUUUAAUUGUGGGGGACUUUAGUCUUCAUAUAGACUAGACCAGUUGAAUUGGUAAAGGCAGUCUAAAAGAUGAGUUUGUAAAAUGCUUUUAUAUAGUUUUCUGGAGCAAUAUGUUAUGGAACCGACCAAGGGUAAAGAUAUUUUAGGUCUAGAAUUCAAUGAGGCAGAGUUCAUUUGUAAUGUUAAAUGGUCUUCUUCCGGUCCUAUGUCUUAUGUUCUUAUUAUCUUAUGCUCUUGCAAUUCAGAAUUAAUACCACCAAAGAAGCAGAGAGCACCCUGAUCAUGCUCUGAUCAUAGUUAAAAAAAAUGGUCUUUUGCCCUCAACUAACCACAUUAAAUGUGCAAGAUCAUAAGUUGUUAACAGUUUUAUAUUUUAGUUGUAUGUUUUCAUUUUAUGACAAAAUAUGAAAUUUAAUUCAAUACAUGUACUGCAUUGACAAUGUGCUUUAAUAAAUGCUGAGUAUUGAUAGCGAUGUCAGUAGAGUAUAUGCUUGAGGCAAGUGACAUCCAUCAAUAGUGUUAGUUUGUCACUUUUUUUAUUCGCUGAUGCAAUGAGAGUGCCACUGGCCAAUCCUGGAGAACACGGUGGUGAGCUGUCAUUCUGAAGCAUUGCUGUCCUUGGGCUGUGAGGGCACAUGCAGUAUUGGUAGGAAGGUUUUUAGGAUUUUGAUCCAGUAAUAGUGAAGGAAUGGUGAUGUCAUUUCAAGUCAGAAUGCUAUUUGGAAGGCAACUUCUCUGCAAGCUGCUGAAGCCGGAAGCAGGAGGGAUAUGGCUUCUUGUUUAAAAAAAAAACUUUACAGAGGUAUCUUAGGAAUCUAGAAAAUUCAUCCUGACAUGAUUUGUUGUGAGGAGGUAAGGAUGAGAAAAAUCAUCAGAUCAGGUUCACUGCUGGCAGAGGAUUUGUAAAACUCUCUGAAAAUUGAGAGAAGAUCCUGGAGACAGUCUAGAAAUGGAACCCAUUGGAAAUUGAAGUGACUGUGCACUGCUUGCUAUGAUGACUGUUUGAUACGUUUAAAAACAGGAAUGUUCUUUUCUAUAGUUUAACUUCUAAAUCAUCUGUGGAAAGAAAAUGUAAUGUAGUCUAUAGUAUCCUUUAGUCAGCUUUUGCAAUAAAUGUUUUAAAAUGUAAAA
Messenger RNA from Rhincodon typus (whale shark), 4467 nucleotides. RefSeq names its product sorting nexin-20-like. Gene Ontology annotation, biological process: protein transport. Gene Ontology annotation, cellular component: early endosome membrane. The coding region runs from base 164 to 1126 and encodes 320 amino acids. The record is from RefSeq and is a predicted model, not a curated record. Gene Ontology annotation, molecular function: phosphatidylinositol phosphate binding; protein binding. Lineage: Eukaryota; Metazoa; Chordata; Chondrichthyes; Orectolobiformes; Rhincodontidae. The transcript is spliced from 4 exons.